This is a messenger RNA of Batrachochytrium dendrobatidis JAM81, 348 nucleotides long. RefSeq lists its product as uncharacterized. The record is from RefSeq and is a predicted model, not a curated record. Gene Ontology annotation, biological process: mitochondrial translational termination. Gene Ontology annotation, cellular component: mitochondrial large ribosomal subunit. The coding region runs from base 1 to 348 and encodes 115 amino acids. NCBI's taxonomy places the organism in Eukaryota, Fungi, Chytridiomycota, Chytridiomycetes, Rhizophydiales. The transcript has 3 exons. Gene Ontology annotation, molecular function: translation release factor activity, codon nonspecific; peptidyl-tRNA hydrolase activity.
AUGUAUUACUCAAAAGCACCAUUCUAUAUAGAUAAGCUUUCUGUUCAGUAUUCACGCAGUAGUGGUCCUGGAGGCCAAAAUGUUAACAAAGUGAAUACAAAAGUAGAUAUUCGAUUUACAGUGUAUGAUAUGGAAUGGGUACCACAACCUGUAGUUCAGCGAAUUCUUGAGCAAAAUCAAGGUAGAAUGAACAAGAAGGGAGAACUGGUGGUUACAUCAGAUCGAUUCAGAACACAGCAUAUGAACUAUAAUGAUUGCAUUGACAAGAUAUACGAUCUGAUUGCUGCUGCCUCGCAAGUAUCUGAUGGACCAUCUACUAGCACUCUUCGUCGCGUUGAUCAUUUGUAA